UCCAGGCUGCUGUCACUAAUUUCAUGCCGGAAGUGUGUAAAACGCAACAACACAGUUCGGCAGCACAAGUUGUUUUGUCACGGAACGAAGGAAGAGAGUAUCAACAACAGAUACUUAACAUCGCCAUCGCUUCCACCACUGACUCCAUCACCAUCUCAUAACAACAAAGUACUUUACGGAACGUCGCUUACCCUGCAAGAAUUGGUGUAACAUAGCGUUAAUUAGUUUAGUUGAUUGGCUAUCUUCUUCAUUGAUACCCACCCAUGGGCUUGGUCGGUUAUUUCAAUAAAUAACAUUUUUAUUUAGGUCUUAAUCCACUCCCUUAUAUACACUCUUUGUUUUUACAUGUUUUCAGUCCCGUCUAUUGUUUACCAAAGUACACUAAUACUCAGUCUCCUGGCAACUAUAUACACAUCAAAACUAACGGAUUUUUGGAUUUCUAGUUAAAGGCGUCCUGCCUUCGUUCUUUUUCAUUUCUUGUUCAAACCUUUUCUUCGCUGUGAUCUUAGUGCGACCAUCAGCCAGUACUUUCCUUGGUUGAAGCUUCAGUAUAUAUAAUCGGAACCAUCAUCUUGCUACACUAAUAACGAGAUCACCUGGCAAUCCCAAUUAAAAGACCACCGUUCGCAUAAUUAUAAGGUUUAGUGAUCUGUCAUCCUGCAACUAAAUGAAUAAACCACCGGUGCCAUACUUGGAGUCUACAUUCCAUAUACACCAACGCUAUGAAGACACGGCGUUGCUAAUUUUCCAGCAAAUCCAGAAGAAGAAGAGGUCAAAUUAUUCCCAGUUUUCAAACAAACCAUUCCCGUCAACAUCCAACUUCAUUCAGGUGGAUCACUAUGGCAACAGUGGAGUGGUGGCAAAAAAGGAUGUGUCACAACCGAUCGAAACAUUGUUACCAGACAAGAUAAAAUAGCUUCGAAAACAUGCACAAUACUCUAAAGCUCAUGACAGCCAGAGAACGCCUUCUACUUUGUCAAGCUUUACUUUAAGGUAUUGAGCAAGAAUAAGAUGGGUGGGGGAAAUAUGAUAGGGACAAAAUUGAGGACGACAAGUUGAUUAAUGACUUUUGGAUGGGUUACAUAGAUAUACAUUUAUAUAUAUGCUGCUUUUUGAGGCAUGGAGAUUCUGCCUUAUUUCAAUGCUAAUAGUAAGCCUGUUGCUUUUGUGUGGUACUUGCUUGAAACUAGUGGAGAUGCACCAAAAUGUAGGGUAGGACAUAGCGCUUGUGUAGUGAAACCAAGCAACACAGAGGCACCUAAUAACAAUGGACAGCUUUAUCUAAUCGGUGGUGCCAAUCCAGAUAACACAUUCUCUGAUAAUCCAAUUCUAGACUUGAACUCUUGGCAAUGGGGUUACAAAGAGUUCACCGGAUUCAUGCCCCGCUAUGAACAGUCACUGUUUUCCACUCGGAAUAAUUCCAGCUCUAUCUAUAUCUUUGGUGGAGCAAACCAAACUGACACUCUCAAUGACAUCCAAUACUUGGAUACCGAUGCCAACAAAUGGCUGACGCUAACCCCCAAAGGGGACAUACCAGUUCCCAGGACCCACCACUCUACCACCUCUGUUGAUGACCAGUUUGUCAUCUUUGGUGGUGGAGCACAAGGCACAAGCCCAGUGCUAGAUGCUAAGGUGCACUCCUUCAGUGUGUCCACAUCCACCUGGUUCACACUGGAUAUCAAGGGACCAGCACCAAAACCUCGUCUUGGACAUGUCUCAGUUAGUAUUGACAAGAAAGUCUACAUCCAUGGAGGACUGUGUGAGGACAAGUUCUUUGAUGACUUCCAUGUUUUGGAUCUGGAGACGGAGUCAUGGCAACAGCUGGAGGUAUCAGGUCAACAUCCUUCUGCUCGUGCUGCUCACGGUGCUGUUGCCAAUGGUGAUAACAUCUACAUCUUUGGAGGAAUGUCUGUAGAUGGUGCACUCAAUGAUUUUUACCAAGUGGACACAGUUUCACUGAUUUCUACCCGAAUUGCCGUUGAUGCACCAGCACCAAGACCGCGUCUAGACUUUGCCAUGACCAUCACUGAAAUAACUUUAGAUCAGCCACAAUCACAAAAAAGUGGUUCAGAUGUUGAGAACUUGGAACCCUCGGAAGACCCUGAGGAAUCCACCGAGGAAGAGCUUCAGGCUUCCAAUGGGUGUGAAUCUGUAGAAAACGUGGAGUGCAGUUCGAGGGAGACAUACACAGUUUGUCUCAUCCAUGGCGGUAUGGAUACAGAAGGUGGAAUCUUUAACGACACCCUUGUCAUCUUUCUUUCUUGAACUCUUAUACAGUUUCUUUUUUUCCUUUUUUAGUAUUUUAUUCUCAUGCCUCAAUUGAUCAAAAUUUCUCUUUUAAAAUUUCAACUUUUAUUCUUUCUUGACUUCUCUUUUCAAACUCUUAUCUUUACUAGUGCAAUCUCUUAUGUUACACUAAUACAGCCCCUUAAAUCCUAUUAAUAGAGUUUUUUUAACUCUCUUCCUAUAUACUUCCAAUCUUUAACCAAACAGUAUCCUAAAUUUCCACAAAUAAAUGCAACCACUCAACUUCACCAAUGUAGAUCCUACAGUGCAGUCCCCUAAAAUCCCACCAAUACAAACCCCUAAAUUCCACAAAUACAUUUAUUUUAAAUCAAUCUUUUUUACCUUCCCUUAUUGUUUCUUUAAUAUAUUUUUUACUUGAAAGUGUUAUGUAUACAUGUGGCUGCAUGUUUGAACAUGUCUGUGUGUAUAUGUUUUUUGUUAUUUCUCUUUCAACAUUACGUAACAGUCCCUUUUACUACCAUAUUAGUUUUAACAUCUCCUUAUUUACUAAGUAUUAGCCUUAGUACAUCAAUAUUGACCACCCCUUAGUCUUAAAACCUCCCUUUUAACCCAAACUUUGCCUGAAGACUUCCCUGUUGGCUUUGUCCUUAUAGACUUUCCUUUCUUUCUGCAACUCUCUGCUAAUCUAAUGUGGAUCAACAAAUUCACAUCCAUUCAUAUCUUAAAUCACAACAGUUGCUCAAUAAAUACAAAUUUGUUAAUCUAAUAACCCCAAACAGUUGCUCAACCACUCAGCAUCUUUUGAUUUAUUAAUCUACUACUGUUGAUUAACAAAUUCACAUCUGUUGAUCUAUUAUUAAUAUACAAUAAUUUCUCAACAGAUCUACAACUGUUAAUUCAUUAAUUGACUAUUUAAUUUCUCGUUAUUUCUGACUACUUUUAGUUCCCUUCUCACCAAAUUCUCAGACAUCUUAGCUUUCACCAAGAGAUCAAUUAAAUUAAAUGGGGAUAAUCCCAUCUUACAGCCACCACUACACCACCACACCACACCACAACUACCAUCACAUAAUACUCAUCAUUCACCCGCUCACUUGCUCCUCUCCUAUUCAACUGACCAUUAUAAUUCCAGUUAAUCUAACAUCACAAACAUAUCCUCUCUCACUUAAUCUUGCCUCCCACCUAUCUCAUACAAUUAUAACAUAUCUGUGUUUUUUUUUUAUCUAUUUAAUUAUGCAUUCAAGCACUUUUAGUAAUAAUAACAUCAUGUACUGUAAUAAUAUAUUCAAAACACACUCUACACGGUCAACACCCUGUACUGUGAACAUCCCUAACAUCUUCAGCAGAAAAUCAUGCCACUCAUAUUUUACACAGUUGUCACCCAAUGAAACAACACAACCUGCACAGCACAUACUUUGCAUAAUGACCAUUCAACACUAAAACACAGUAUCUCUCACAACAUAUACAAAAUACAGCUGUUAUGUAACAAAAUAUUGGAACACACAUUGUACAUAUUUAUUCUACACAACAAACAGAUAUAACAAGAAAGCGACACUUGAAACAACAAACAAUCCCCACAACAAAAUAAAAUGCACUGUACAAACACAGUUCCUUACUUCAAAAAGACAAAGCUGCACAUGCAUAUGAAACAAAGAGAUGCACCUAGUAAUGCAGUAGAAUCUCGCAUGAAACUGUUGAAAAGUACUGAUAGUAAUAAUAAUAAUGAUUCUAACAUAGGCACAAAGCUAUAAAGGUUUUGUUGUGGAAGAUGUGAUAAUUUGAACUGAGUUUAGUACUUAACUGGUAUUUUAUUUUAUCUAAUAGGGUUGACAAAUUGGUAGAGUGGUUUGAAUGUCAGAUAGACUGCUUUGUGCUAUUUGUUCCACCUCUCUAUAUUCUGAGUUCAAACCCCACUGUGGUCAAUUUUGUUUUUCAUCAUUAUACUGUUGAUAAUGAAGCGCCAUCAAGAGUGGGGAGUUAGUGGAAUUGUUAGAGUGCUAGGCAAGAUACCUUGUUGUGUGAGUUUUUUUUGCCUUCUGACAGUAACACACACCUUCAACAAUGGCGUAUUGACCAAACUGUAUUAUUUGCUCUUUACCUUUACCUUUCCCAUAGACAAUAUCAGUGGUGUAGAGAAAGGGAGACUUGCAUGUAUGGACAACUGCUGGUCUUUCUACAACAAAGAAACCUUGCCUGAGCCUGCAUCUGGGAGAGAAAAUUCCCCAGUGAAAAUUUAUAGUCUCAUUAAACAUAGGAAGAUUCUGGGAUGUAUUUUAUUGAGUCUGCAAGAACAAAAGACAAAGUUAUCCUUCACAGUAUAUGAAGUCAGAACAUUAAAAAACAACAACCAAAUAACCGCAAGGCAUUUUCUGACAGUCUACUGAUUCUACUUUUAUAACAACAGUAAUAAAACUGUAUAUUUUUAAGAUCAUCCUGUAAAACAGAGUUUAUCUUCGUUACAGGUAGGAUUGUUUGAGCGUUGGACAAAAUACUUUAGUUAUCUCCCUUGGUUAUGUUUUCUUUUUACAUUCUGAGUUCAAAUCUUAUUCAGUCAGUUUUGGCUUUCAUCUCCCCUUUGUUCCAAUUAGGCUAGCGUUAACCAAUAAAAGUUAGUAGUCAACAUAAUAAGCACCAGUUAGCUAUAUACUGGGUUUAAAUCAACUGCCUAUAAUGUCUCCCCUCACAUUGCUAGAUCUUGCAACAAAGUUAACUCAAUAUUAUUCCAUUGGAAGACCUGUUUGAGCAACAGACAAAAUUCCCUGCAGUAUUUAGUUAUAUCCCAUAAUACCUUGAAUUAUUUCAUCUCUCUGGGGUCAGAUAAGAUAAAUGCCAGGUGUCGAUUUUAUUGAUUAUAUGGCUAAUUUUUGGACUUUGUCAAUGAUAGAAAUUAUUAUCAUAUAAUAUAAUAUAGACAUUAAAUAUUUUAUUGUUUGGUGGUUGAGGAAAUAAAUACCAAUGUAGGCUGGAGUUGAUUUAUUUGACUAUAUUAAAAAUUAUGACUUUGCAAAAUUGGUAGAAUAUCAGAAAAGAUGCCUAGUUAUAUUUAGUUACAGCUCUAUAGUUAUGUGUUCAAAUCCUUUCUUUCCUCAAGGGCAGAUAAAAUAGAGAACCAGUCAAGUGCUGGGGUGUAAGUAUGAACUAUCCUUCCUCUCAAGGUUGCUAGCCUUGUGCCUAGAACAGAAUUCAUUAUUGUAAUAGUAGUAGUAGUAGUAGAAGUAGUAAUAAGAACCCUCCUAUGGGCAACUUUACCUUUCAUCCUUUUCCCGGUUAGAUAAAAGUUAAACACAAGACAUUAUCGUCUGCACAUUACACCUCCACCCUAAAUUUUUCUGGUUUUGUGCCAAUGUUAGAAAUUGUUAUUACUAAUGGUAAUGAAAAGACAGAAAUCUAGAACUAAAUGUCUUAGUGUUUAAUUUUACUUCUUCUUUACAUCUGGCUUCAAAUCCUGACAGAGUUGACUCUGCCUUUCAUCCUUGAGAGGUCAACAAGAAAUAUAUUGAGGGAAAAAAAAAAGAAUGAACACAAAAGAUAAGAAUUGGAGACAAUUCAAAUUGACUAAUAUCUCCUCUCCCUACACAUGAGUGGCCUCAUGCCAAUCACUUACAGAAAGCAAAUUUUGUGUAAACCAAUCCAGUUUGUGAAUUUCCAUUUAUAGAAAUCUCAUUUUAGACACUGAAUGGAAAGUCACAUUGUAAUAUAUCAAAAUGUAUUGUUAAAGCUUUAAUGGAUAUACUUGGUUCAUAUAUAUUUGUGUGUGUCUAUGUGUACACACUAACAUAUACAUAUAUCUACAUAUGAAUAUAUACAUGUCUAUAUAUACACGUACACAAGCACAUACACCCUGUCUCUGUCUGUCUCUCUCUUUCUCCCUCUCACUCACACACACAUAUAUUUAAUUCUUUACAAUUUCUCUGUAAAUGUAUAAUUGUAUAAAAAUUAUAACUGUAAAUAGUUUUGCUAAUAUUUCUUACACUUUGUAUUUUACAUUUAGACAUGUCUUGUCAAACUUGUGGCAGCAAACUUUGGAGCUCAACUAGCUUGAAUUCUAUUUUUGUGUGUAUGUGUGUGUGAGCAUUUUCUUGUCUUUAAAGAUUUACAUUAGCCCCUCUAACUUCUAUUAUUAGUAAAUACAAUGGCUGAUUACAGUCUGAGUUCAAAUUCUAUUAAGGUCAACUUUACUUUCAUCAAUCCUGGAUCAAUUUAAUAAUAUACCAGUCAAGUACUUGUGUUGAUGAUGUCUCUCCCUUCUGAAUUACUGGCUCUGUACCUAAAUUUUUUUAAAUGUUAUUAAAGAACGAUUGAUUGUUAGAAUCAUUAGUGCUUUGGACAUAAUUCCUUUCAGUAUUUCUGGCCCUCGUAUCUUAAUUAGAACCUGUUAUUAAUAUUGUUCAAAUUUCUUCCAUUGAAUAGGAUUAAGAAUUAUUCACUUCCUUACCUUGAUUGGGAACCACAAAGGUUCUAGCUAAUAGCCUUUUAUUAAAACUCUGGGCCAUUUAAGCCAAUGAGGGAACCUCUGCAGAGUUGCUUGACCUACUAGAAAUAGCAGCAAAAUUUCCCUCAAAUCAGGACAGUGAAGCUGGAACGUUUUUGAUUAUAAAUUUGCUCAGUCAGAGUUGACUUGAGGUCUAACAUCAUCAACAAAAACAAUUAGGGCACAAGAUGAUGUCAAGACAAAGAAUAGUCAAAAAGCACCUCCUUUCCUUCCUUCUUUCCUUACUUCCUACCUUCCUUUCCCACCCCAGUGUUCUCCCCCUAACUCUAUCAGACAGAGUUAAACAGAAGACAACGACUGACCCCUUGAUAGAUAGGCGAGGGAGAUUCUCAUGUUUUCUAGCAAUGACCCUUAACAUUCGGUAUGGAAACCCUAUACUGGCAGAAAAUCAAAAAGAAAAAAAAAAAAAAAAGGAAAAUAUGUGACAUGCAUUAAUUCCUACAAAUUUCUGGUGUCAUUUGAACCUGUUUCUCCCAGUUUUGAUCCUAAUUUUAAUUUUUACAAAGAGAAUAAAUAAAUAAAUAAAUGUAAACAAGUAUUUUAAAAUAUGUCUGUAAAUAUCAUUGCAGCAGUAAACAUUUUUCUAUAAAUUUUUUUUAAUUUUAAUUCUUUUGCUAAAGUCUUUGGAAUAAUUUUUUAGACUUUUAUCAUACAUUCCUAUCAUCAUAUAUCAUUAUUAUUAUUAUUAUUAUUAUUAUUAUCAUGUAAGGCAGCGAGCUGGCAGCAUCAGCAUCGUUAGGGCAAUGGACAAAAUGCUUAGCAGCAUUUCUUUUGACUCUUUACGUUCUGAGUUCAAAUGUCACCAAGGUUGACUUUGCCUUUCAUCCUUUCAGGGUCGAUAAAAUAAGUACCAGUUGAGCACUGGGGUCAAUGGAACUGACCAACCCCCUUCCUCCCAAAAUUUCAGGCCUUGUGCCUAUAGUAGAAAGGAUUAUUAAGGUGGUAAAAGCAGAAUUGUCACAGAGUUGAACAAAAAUGGCUUGUGGUAUUUAGUUAUGGCUCUUUACAUUCUGAGUUCAAAUCCCACUGAAACCAAUUUUACCUUUUCAUCCUUCUUGGGUUGAAAAAUAAAGUACCAGUUAGUGGUGUCAGUGUAAUCAAUUAACUCCCUCCCUCCCUCCCUUUGUACCUUACAAACAAUUAUCAACAUUAUGGUGGUGACGAAGGUGGUAAGCUGGCAGAAUCGUUAACAUGUUGGACGCAAUUCUUUAAAAGCAUUUCAUCCACCUUUACGUUCUGAGUUCAAAUUCCGCUGGGGUUGACUUUACCUUUCAUCCUUUUGGGGGUCGAUAAAACAAGUACCAGUUGAGUACUGGGGUCGAUGUAAUUGACUUACCCCUCCCCUGAAAUUGCUGGCCUUGUGCCAAAAUGUGAAUCCAAUAUUAAGGUGGUGAUGGGAGAAUUGUUAGAGUAUUGUACAAAAUACUUUGCAUUAUUUUACAUCCCUUUACAUUCUGGGUUCAAAUCACACCAAAGUUGAUGUAGCUUUUUAUCCUUCCAGGAUUGAUAAAAUAAAGUACCAAUCAAAUUUUGGGGUCGAUUUAAUUGACUGUUCCUUCCCUUCAAUAUGUUAGGUUUUGUGCCCACGUAAGAAACCAUUAUUAUUAUUAUUAUUAUUAUUAUUAUCAUUGUUGUUGUUAUGCUUUAUUGAAUAAUAAAAAAUGUUUUGGAAAUAA
This is a messenger RNA of Octopus bimaculoides (California two-spot octopus), 8412 nucleotides long. RefSeq names its product rab9 effector protein with kelch motifs. Gene Ontology annotation, molecular function: protein binding. Lineage: Eukaryota; Metazoa; Mollusca; Cephalopoda; Octopoda; Octopodidae. The record is from RefSeq and is a predicted model, not a curated record.